Scleropages formosus (Asian bonytongue) is the source of this 2171-nucleotide messenger RNA. RefSeq names its product paraspeckle component 1 (gene pspc1). Gene Ontology annotation, molecular function: RNA binding. Bases 203 to 1786 code for a protein of 527 amino acids. The transcript has 9 exons. Lineage: Eukaryota; Metazoa; Chordata; Actinopteri; Osteoglossiformes; Osteoglossidae. The record is from RefSeq and is a predicted model, not a curated record.
AUGCAUCCAGGGCAAAUUGCGGAUGAGAAAAGCGCUUAUUGGAGGAGGCGGGGCCUGUGUGUGACGUCACGGAGACGGGAACUGCAGCAGCAGCGGGCCGCGAGCCGGCGCCAUCUUGGAAAGGACUGCGGCUAAUCGUUUACGCGCUCCUGCUUCACGGGGACAGAAGGACGCCGUGGCCGAAAGGGCGACACCCGCAGCCAUGGCCAACCGAAACUUUAAGCCGAUGAACAUGAACAACAAUGCACCGUCUCCCCGACCGCCGAGCGCCAAGCCGAAGCCUGAGGCGGCCGGGCCCGAGCAGGAGUCGAGCGCCGAGGCGGGAGCGCCGGCGGCGGGUCCGGAGACGAGCGCCGAGCCGGGGCUCGGGGGGGAGCCCAUGGAGAUGACCCUGGACCUGAAGAGCUUCCGCAGGCCCGGCGAGAAGACGUUCACCCAGCGCUGCCGCCUUUUCGUGGGCAACCUGCCCACGGACCUGACGGAGGAGGACUUCAAGAAGAUGUUCGCCAAGUACGGCGAUGCCAACGAGGUGUUCAUCAACCGGGAGCGCGGCUUCGGCUUCAUCCGCCUGGAAACAAGGACAUUGGCAGAAAUAGCAAAGGCUGAGCUAGACGGGACAGUGCUGAGGAACCGGCCCAUUCGUGUCCGCUUUGCCACACAUGGCUCCGCGCUGACUGUGCGCAACCUCCACCCAGUGGUGUCCAACGAACUGCUAGAGCAGGCCUUCUCCCAGUUCGGCCCUGUAGAGAGAGCUGUGGUGGUGGUGGAUGACCGUGGCAGGCCCACCGGUAAGGGCUUUGUGGAAUUCGCUUCCAAGCCAGCUGCCCGUAAAGCCCUGGAACGAUGCACAGAGGGAGCCCUCCUGCUAACCACAUCACCCCGCCCUGUUAUUGUUGAACCAAUGGAGCAGUUUGAAGAUGAAGAUGGACUUCCUGAAAAACUUUUGCAAAAAACUGCACAGUACCACAAGGAGAGAGAGCAGCCGCCACGAUUUGCAGAGCCUGGUACAUUUGAGUUUGAGUACUCCUCUCGCUGGAAGGCCCUGGAUGAGAUGGAGAAACAGCAACGUGAGCAGGUGGACCGCAAUAUCCGUGAGGCAAAAGAGAAGCUGGAGGCAGAGAUGGAGGCGGCACGGCAUGAGCACCAGCUGAUGAUGAUGAGACAAGAUUUGAUGCGGCGCCAGGAAGAGCUGAGACGGUUGGAAGAGCUGAGGAACCAGGAGUUGCAGAAACGGAAGCAGAUAGAGAUGAGACAUGAAGAGGAGAGGCGGCGUCGUGAGGAGGAGAUGAUGCGUCAUCGUGGGCAGGAAGAGUUGAGACGCCAGCCUGAUGGGUUUAAGCCCAAUUACAUGGAGAGCAGAGAACAGGAUAUGAGAAUGGGUGAUAUGGGGCCACGUGGAGCGAUAAAUAUGGGAGAUGCAUAUAACCCAGCCGUCACUGGUGGUAACCAAGGGCCUCAAAUGAUGGGCAUGAGCGUGAUGGGCCGUGGUGGAGCCCUGGGUCCAGAUGGAGCGGCCAGCAUGGGGACGCCGAUGAUGCCCGAUAAUGGAACCAUGCGCAACGAUAGAUUUCCCCCUGCCAAUGUACCGCCUCCAAUGGGCACACCCAUAGGCGGCCGCCCAGGAGCAGAAGGCCAACAGCCACUGCCACCACCCCCGCAGCAGCAGCAGCCACCCAUGAUGGGCGUGGGUCCAGUAGGGGGCGCUGGUGGGCCCCCAGGUUUUGGGAGGGGGAAUCAAGGUGGGCCGGGUUUUGAUGGACCCAACAACAAGCGCCGUCGAUACUGAAGUUGAAAUUAGUUGUCCUGGCUUCCUACCAGCUCAGACAUCAGGGCACACUCCCCUGUUUUAUUUUCACCCCCUCAUUCUUGUUUUGGACAAAUACUUUCAGCCUUGUUGUGGGACUAAAUUUCACCUAAAAAAAAAAAAAAAAGUUUGGUACAGCCAGAGCCAAGAAUUGUAGUGAAGUGCAGUAACAGUGGCCAAUGGCUUUAUUUGCAAUCAAGAGAAAGUUAUUAUUCAGUCAGCAUUGCAGUGUUAAAUAUAAAGCCAUACAGUUUUUUUAAACUUACAAUCACAUUAGUAGUUUGUGUAACAACAUUUUUAGACAAUGUAUACAUUUUCUUGAAGGCAGAAUAUUUAAAAAUUCCUUUAGAUAUUUCUUGGUGCCUUG